AGUUGAGAAAGGUCACAGAUUACCUCUUCUUCGUGUUCCUUGCUGUAUAUACGUUCAUUCUGUUUGCAAGAUAUAACAGGCCAUUUUUUAAAUUGUGAUUGUGGUUCAAGCUAUGAUUUACUUAAGAAAACAAUAUCCGUUUUUGACAUACCUGUUACGUAUACUUGUGAUGAUAAAUAUGUCUCAUGCCUAAUCGUGAGUUCAAAUAAGAGCUGUCAAAAAAUUUCAAUUCAAAAACGCGAUUAGCUUUAGCCAAUUGGUUGAAGAAAAUAUUGUAAAGUUUUAAAAUGAAACGUGGAGCGCUGAUAAUUAUUGAGGGUGUUGACAGGACUGGGAAAUCGACACAGGCCAGGAUGCUUGUUGAAAAUCUUAAGAAGAAAAAUAUCCAAGCUGAAUACACAAACUUUCCAGCCAGAGACACAGAAGUUGGGAAAAUCAUAAAUAAUUAUUUACAACUGAAGAAUGAAUUGUCGGAUGAAGUGGUACAUUUGCUGUUCUCCGCUAACAGGUGGGAGAGGGCUAAAAGUAUAAUAAAGACUCUAGAAGCUGGUAUAACAGUCAUUGUAGAUAGGUAUUGUUAUUCCGGAGUUGCAUUUUCAGCUGCUAAAGGGUUAGAUUUAAACUGGUGUAAGUCUCCAGAUAUUGGUCUGCCCAAACCAGAUAAGGUGUUCUUCCUCACAAUGCCAGUUGACUCUAUCAAACAAAGGAAUGGAUUUGGAAAUGAGAGGUAUGAAGUACUGAGUUUCCAGCAGAAAGUAUCAGAAAUAUAUUCCAAGUUGAAAGAGGAUAACUGGGAAAUUGUGGAUGCUAGCAGACCUAUUGACACUAUCCAAGAAGAUAUGCUGGAACAGACCUUGAAUAUAGUAAAUCUUGCCUCUGAUAAAAACAUAGAGAAACUCUGGACACAAGGAUGAUACAUAAACAAUGUUGAUAUUAUAAAAAUAUCACUCUUUUUGUCAUAGAGUAUUGAGAGAGUGUUUUUUACUUAUUAGAUGGAGCUAAAUGUAGUGUGAAGUCUUCUGUGUCCAAUCGGAGACUGUUAAAAUUUUUGUAGCCUAGCGGUUACAGACCUUACGCCAUAAUAACGCCAUCUGUUGAGUAAAGAAGCACUCAUAGUUUUAAGAUAUUUA
This is a messenger RNA of Spodoptera exigua (beet armyworm), 1130 nucleotides long. Lineage: Eukaryota; Metazoa; Arthropoda; Insecta; Lepidoptera; Noctuidae. The record is from the annotation of a GenBank genome assembly.